Molecule: messenger RNA, 4088 nt
Organism: Syngnathus typhle (broad-nosed pipefish)
Lineage: Eukaryota; Metazoa; Chordata; Actinopteri; Syngnathiformes; Syngnathidae
Gene: esrp2
Product: epithelial splicing regulatory protein 2
Exons: 15
Coding region: 361-2487 (708 amino acids)
Biological process (GO): regulation of RNA splicing
Cellular component (GO): ribonucleoprotein complex; nucleoplasm
Molecular function (GO): mRNA binding
Source: RefSeq, a predicted model, not a curated record
GGUUGAGACACACACAGGUAACUAAGAAGAAAAAAAAAAAAAACCUGAAAAACCCUCCAAGGCUUGUUAUGGAGUUCGUGUGAACGAAACGCGGCUUUCCACCCUUCUUUACCAGUCAAACCAGUAUCGCUGGAUAGAACAUUCUCAAGUACAGCAACAGGUAGAGUGACUGGCCGCAAACUCUUUCGUGGCUCCCUCUGAAAAUAAUCUCCCCUCUUUUUUUUCUAACUCUCCCCUUACCUCAAUUGAGUUUCCAGACCUUUUUGUUCGCUCUUCUUAUCACUUGGAAAAAGGUGAACCCUCGUGUUGUUUUUAGUUUAAUCUUUGCUUUAAUUGUAGCUUUUACCCUUGUGGUCCCUGAUGGCUUCGCACAGUGAUACUCUGGUGGUGUUCUUUGGGGCAACAGCUGGUGCAAAUGGGGGUAAACUGGGUUCGGAUGAGAGGGAAAUAAUUCUCUUGGUGUGGCAAAUUGUGGACCUACGUGAGAAAAAGGUGGGCAAGCUAAACAGAUGUCUUGUCAAGCCAGACACUUUGGAGCUUGCAGAUCAGUGCAAAGAGGAGACGGGCAUCAGUUUGGACGACCUUGUCAACGCUGAGCCCCUGGAUAACGUUCUGCAGCAGUUCCAGCAGUCAGUGACAUCGGAACUGAAGUGUCUCGACAGGAGCUCUUACACUCUUUGUGUCAACAGUCCCCUUGUCAUCCGACAGGCUCUUCACCCCGAGGCUUCCAAAAAGAAUCUCAUCCUUCCCGAGUGUUUCUUCUCAUUUGUGGACUUGAGAAAAGAGUUUGAAAAAUGCUGCCCCAACGCCGACCCAGCAAACAAGCUGGAUCUCCCUUCCAUGUUGGAACAUGUGGGUCUCGCUGCUGUGUCAGAGCAGCUGAUGGGGGUGAGGGAAGUGAGCAGCAUGGUGCAGCUGAUCCUCUGCAUCCUGGCUGAGCCUUACAAUCACAAUUUUUCCUGCGUGGAGACUGUGAAGUACAAAUUUGAUUCUGGCACGUGCAGUAAGACAGAGCCGGUAGACAACGAGACAAUCAUCAGAGCGCGAGGACUUCCGUGGCAGUCUUCAGACCAAGACAUUGCUCGCUUCUUCAAAGGCCUCAAUAUAGCCAAAGGGGGUGUGGCCUUAUGCCUCAAUGCUCAGGGCAGGAGGAAUGGCGAGGCCUUGGUUCGCUUCAUCAACUCGGAACACAGAGACUUGGCGCUGGAACGCCACAAGCACCACAUGGGCAGCCGCUACAUCGAGGUCUACAAGGCCACAGGAGAGGAAUUCCUCAAGAUUGCAGGAGGCACGUCAAAUGAGGUGACACAGUUCCUGUCCAAAGAAAACCAGGUGAUCAUCCGCAUGCGAGGUCUGCCCUUCACUGCCACGACACAGGAAGUCCUGGACUUCCUCGGUCCCGAGAGCCCGGUCACAGACGGCGCAGAGGGUCUGCUGUUUGUGAAAUACCCAGACGGAAGACCAACGGGCGAUGCCUUUGUGCUUUUCUCCUGUGACGAGUACGCCCAAAACGCCAUGAAAAAGCACAGGCAGAUCCUGGGCAAGCGCUAUAUCGAGCUCUUUCGCAGCACUGCUGCUGAGGUGCAACAGGUGCUGACUCGCUACCUGUCGACCCCCCUGAUAUCCACGCUGCCCGCCGCGCCAAUAGUCCCCGUCCUCGCCACGCCGCCUUUCCUCCCGACGGCCAGCGGCACUCGCGACUGCGUCCGCCUCCGCGGCCUGCCGUACACGGCCGGCAUCGAAGACAUCCUGGAGUUCAUGGGCGAGCACACGACUGACAUCAAACCGCACGGAGUCCACAUGGUCCUCAAUCAGCAGGGUCGACCCUCGGGCGACGCCUUCAUUCAGAUGAAAUCCCCGGACAAGGCUUUUAUGGUGUCCCAGAAGUGUCACAAGAAGACCAUGAAGGACCGCUACGUGGAGGUGUUCCAGUGUUCCACGGAGGAGAUGAGCAUUGUACUGAUGGGCGGAACCUUGAACCGCAGCGGCCUUUCGCCACCGCCUUGCAAACUCCCCUGUUUAUCGCCUCCUGCAGCCUACGCCUUCCCCACCUCACCUGCCAUCUUGUCAGAGGCAGGCCUCUACCAGCCCCCCCUGCUGGCCGCUCCCAGACCUCUUCAGGCCACACACAGCCCCGCCUUGGCCUACUACCAACCUCAACCUCACCUCUACAUGAACAUGAACUACACAGCUUACUAUCCCAGCCCCCCAGUGUCCCCCUCCACAAUGAGCUACUUCGCAACCUCCCCAUCAGUGGUGGCCCAACCUCACCAUGCGGCCGCGGCGGCAGCGGCCGCCUCGUCUCCGGUGCUGCCCCAACCUGGAGCUCUGGUGCGAAUGCAGGGCCUCCCCUACAACACCGGCGUCAAAGACAUCCUCAGCUUUUUCCAGGGCUACCAGUACGCCCCCGAGGAGUACGGCAGCUUGGUUCAGAUGAGCGAACAGGCCAGGAGUCUGAUUCAGCCCAAAGAAUGGCUUUGCCUGUAGGGGCUGACCCCAAGGUAAGCCGUCUCGGACCCCCGCGGGACGAGACGCCGCGUUGCUUCGCUCUUUGUGCUCUCUGACUCAGCUUGCUGGCUUGCAUGUUUCCCCAAAUGAAUCCUUGCCGCUUUUUAGAGUAGUUCUGAGUGUUGAUUGCUGAAUAAACUGCAAGGGUCCCUCCCGUCAAUAUAAACGAGGAGUGGCCCUUGCUGGUUUUCCCAAAAAUAUAUACAUUAUGGUAACCGGUAUAACUUUUUAAUACUUUCUUGACGUGCUUGCUGCUGUUGCGUUGGAAAAGUCAUCAUUUAAUUUGUCUUGGUUGCAUGAAUCACAGUUUCCUCGCUAGUCAAGCCGAAUAGAUGCUUGAUACUCUGCAGUUGACGCAAAACAACCCUGCAUGUGAUUAUCUUGAUAAAUGCUUUUACCCACUGCAAGUUGAAAAAAAAAAAUCAAUUAUGUAUAGCAUUUAUCCUGAACUGGUUGCCAGUCAAUCGCAAGGCACAUAUACACAAACAACCAUUCAUGCUCACGAUCACACCUACAAUUUGGAGUUCUCAAUCGGCCUACCAUGCAUGUGUUUGGCGUGUUACUUAGCAACUUCCUGGGAGCAGUUUGUCCUGUCGCCUCCAGCUUCUUUUCUCCUUUUCGCUGCUGUGGAAAGCAUGCUAGUUAACUAACCCAAAUAGAUCAAUCUGAGCUGUGUUCUUCUGGGAUCAAAAUGACCUCUCAUAACAUUGCCAUCGCCUCCCUUCCUCCUCUUCUCAGGAGUGUGAAAUCAUCCUCACUCACACUCGCUGGCGCCCUCUGGUGUUUGGCAUAAGAUUGAAACCUAAAUAUCUAGACAUAUGAGCAGGUGGAGUUUUUUUUAGUUUGUUUCUUGCUGCGCAGCUCCAGCCGGACGCCGUCCUCAUCCUGUACAACUUCAACGGCCAGUGCAGCGGUGAGGCCUUGGUCACCUUCCCCAGCGAGGAGGCGGCGUGCCGGGCUGUGGCCGAGCGCUCCAGUCACGUCUUCUACGGCCAGCAGGUCCACUUGGCCUUCUGCAACUGACUCCAAAUGCGCGUGUACAUGGCUGCUUCCUUCUUACCAAAGCCUUUGUCUGCACUUAAACGCUUUUUUUUUUUUUUUUUUUUUUUUUUUUUUUUUUUUUUUGGUCGUCCAAAUCAACAAUUAUUUUGUGCCAGCUUGAGCAGCCAAAAGCCAUACAGUCAAGUGGAAGAACGGCGUUUUGAAUACCCGCUUUUCUGCAAUUGGAACCAUCCGACCUCACCUCCGGAUUUCAUAUUGCUGCUUAACAAACGUGCGAUGAACCAACUUUUGCAUUCCGUUUGGACUCUGCAGCUCCAAUGAAAACGUUAAGGACAACAAGGCAACUUUUUGACUUUGUGUGACCAAAAUACUGAUUUUGUCCCCCCCCCCCCCCCCCACACACACACAAUGUGCCUAGAUUAGCCAGAGUGCAACACUAGCACUCCUAUUGUUAAACCUCCAAAAAGGGAGGAUAUAUAUAUAUAUACAUUUUUUUUUGUUUCAUUUUUUUUCUUUGCCAUAUAUAUAUAUAUAUAAGAAUUGUGAAUAAGUGUUAAAAAUAAAAAUGUUAUUGAUGA